AUAGAUGAAAGAGAUGAUCUGAUAAACAGGUCUAGGAGACCUAAAGGUCAUAGGUCACAACAUACCACUGUAUGGGCUUUGGCCUACUGUAGUUUCUUGCGUUGAGGCACUCUGCCUUUGAGCACAGAUGAGCUACGUUUGGAAUGUAAACCUGUAGGCUCAGAUAACAUAUUACUAAUGCUAUUUAUUAUCCAUUUAAAUCCAUUCAUUCAUUAAACAAUUAGUAAAUUAACGAAAGAACAUUUGGGAAAAGGUCAAUCUACAUAAAUAUAUAUAUAUAUGCCUGAGACAGUUUUCUUGACAAUAGAUGUGGUUAUCAGAGUCAAAAGAAUCGAAAAAAUGGCUUUCAAGGGAAUGCUUAAGGACGAGGAUAUCGCUGCUGCCCUCCAGCAUUGCGCAGCUGCUGACUCCUUCAACCACAAGGAGUUCUUCGCCAAGGUUGGCUUGUCUGGCAAGUCUACUGAGGAUUUGAAGAAAGCCUUCUACUUUGUUGACCAGGACAAGAGUGGCUUCAUUGAGGAGGAUGAGCUCAAGCUGUUCCUCCAGACCUUCUCUGCUGGUGCCAGAGCUCUGACAGAUAAAGAAACCAAGGUCUUCCUUGCGGCAGGAGAUGCUGAUGGUGAUGGCAUGAUUGGAGUUGAUGAGUUCACCACCUUGGUGAAGGUAUAAGUCAUCUAUUAUUGGCUCGGUUUUCAUAGAACCACAAGUCUGCUGCUGAGGUUGUCCUGGCUUGCUGCCUGUCAAAUACUGCAUCUUUUUUAUAUUCAUUUUAUUUAUGAAUGUCACCCCACACUCCCAAAGCGUGUUGACUGUUAUGUUUUUUAACUAUGUCAGCCGGUGUGCAAAAGUUUACCACCAGACCUUUUGCACUUUUAGAAAAUUGAAAUAAAUUUUCAUUUGGAUUAACAAC
Messenger RNA from Oncorhynchus masou masou (cherry salmon), 910 nucleotides. Its product is annotated as parvalbumin-2-like. NCBI's taxonomy places the organism in Eukaryota, Metazoa, Chordata, Actinopteri, Salmoniformes, Salmonidae. The transcript is spliced from 5 exons. The coding region runs from base 280 to 669 and encodes 129 amino acids. Gene Ontology annotation, cellular component: cytoplasm. Gene Ontology annotation, molecular function: calcium ion binding. The record is from RefSeq and is a predicted model, not a curated record.